Messenger RNA from Drosophila mojavensis, 2594 nucleotides. RefSeq names its product glutamine--fructose-6-phosphate aminotransferase [isomerizing] 2. Gene Ontology annotation, biological process: UDP-N-acetylglucosamine metabolic process; protein N-linked glycosylation; fructose 6-phosphate metabolic process. Gene Ontology annotation, molecular function: carbohydrate derivative binding; L-glutamine:D-fructose-6-phosphate transaminase (isomerizing) activity. Bases 238 to 2382 code for a protein of 714 amino acids. The record is from RefSeq and is a predicted model, not a curated record. The transcript has 9 exons. NCBI's taxonomy places the organism in Eukaryota, Metazoa, Arthropoda, Insecta, Diptera, Drosophilidae.
AGUGUGUGCUUCUUUUCAGAGCGAGCUCAGUGUUAAUUUCACAGCGGAGUUGGCCAGCAGCGAGUGCGUUACCAGACCCGAACCAACCAGUUACCACGUCAAACUCAAAGACAAUACCACACAGGCAAUUAAAUAAACCAACAACAACAACAGCGACAACAACAGCUACGACCUGUGCAUACCGUAUAAUACUAAUAGACGGAAAUUUACAGAGACUGCAGUUAACUAAUUGAUAUAAUGUGUGGCAUUUUCGCAUACCUGAAUUAUCUAACACCCAAGUCCCGCCAGGAGGUGCUGGACCUGCUGGUGACAGGCCUGAAGCGUCUGGAAUACCGUGGCUAUGACUCAACCGGCGUUGCCAUCGACUCGCCCGACAACAAGGACAUUGUGAUGGUUAAACGCACUGGCAAGGUCAAGGUGCUGGAGGAUGCGAUUCAAGAGCGUAAGUCUGAUUUACGUUGCAAUCCCCGAUUGUUAAUCCAAUUGCAUUGGACGUGUGCAGACUUCAGCGGCGCGGAGUACAGUGAGCCGGUGAAGACUCACGUUGGCAUUGCACAUACACGUUGGGCCACCCACGGCGUGCCCUGCGAACGUAACUCGCAUCCGCAGCGUUCGGAUGAGGGCAACAGCUUUGUCGUGGUCCACAAUGGCAUCAUUACCAACUACAACGACGUGAAGACCUUCCUGUCGAAGAAGGGCUACGAAUUCGAGUCGGACACGGACACUGAGGUCUUUGCCAAGCUGGUGCAUCACCUGUGGAAAAAGCAUCCCAACUACUCGUUCCGGGAGCUCGUGGAGCAGGCGAUUCUGCAAGUGGAAGGCGCAUUUGCCAUUGCAGUUAAAUCGAAGCAUUUCCCGGGCGAGUGCGUUGCUUCACGGCGUAGUUCUCCUUUGCUCGUUGGUAUUAAGACAAAGACCCGGUUGGCCACGGAUCACAUUCCCAUUCUGUACGGCAAAGAUGACAAGCAACUGAGCUCCGAUCAAGAUGCCGACUCUGGCAAACCUCAAGAGUUGCGUCCUCAUGGACAAACUCGUGAAUUGCCAGUGUUGCCGCGCUCGGAUAGCACAUCGGAAUUCAUGCCAAUGGCGGAGAAGGAGGUUGAGUAUUUCUUUGCCUCGGAUGCCUCGGCUGUCAUCGAGCAUACAAAUCGCGUUAUCUACCUGGAGGACGAUGAUGUGGCUGCUGUGAGGGAUGGCAUUCUGAGCAUCCAUCGUUUGAAGAAGAGCCUGGAUGACCCGCAUGCCCGCGAGAUUACCACACUGAAGAUGGAAAUUCAGCAGAUCAUGAAGGGCAACUACGAUUACUUCAUGCAAAAGGAGAUCUUUGAGCAGCCCGAUUCAGUGGUCAACACAAUGCGCGGACGUGUCCGCUUUGAAGAAAACUCUAUCGUGCUGGGUGGCAUAAAGGACUUUAUACCCGAAAUAAAGCGCUGCCGUCGCCUAAUGCUGAUCGGCUGUGGCACCUCGUACCACAGCGCCGUAGCCACGCGCCAGCUUCUGGAGGAGCUCACAGAGCUGCCGGUCAUGGUCGAGCUGGCCUCCGACUUCCUUGACCGCAACACGCCAAUAUUCCGCGACGACGUCUGCUUCUUCAUCUCGCAGUCCGGCGAAACGGCCGACACCUUGAUGGCCUUGCGCUACUGCAAGCAACGCGGAGCCCUCAUCGUCGGCAUCACCAACACCGUGGGCAGCAGCAUCUGCCGUGAGUCGCACUGCGGCGUCCACAUCAAUGCCGGCCCCGAGAUCGGUGUGGCCUCCACCAAGGCAUACACAUCGCAGUUUAUAUCGCUGGUGAUGUUUGCGCUGGUCAUGUCCGAGGAUCGUUUGUCCUUGCAGCAGCGACGCUUGGAGAUUCUGCACGCUCUGUCCAAGUUGGCUGACCAGAUUCGCGAAGUGCUCAAGCUCGACUCCAAGGUUCGAGAGCUGGCCAAGGAUUUGUAUCAGCACAAGUCACUGCUGAUCAUGGGCCGCGGCUACAACUUCGCCACCUGCCUGGAGGGCGCAUUGAAAGUGAAGGAGCUGACCUACAUGCACAGCGAGGGCAUCAUGGCCGGCGAGCUGAAGCACGGUCCACUGGCCCUUGUGGACGAUUCCAUGCCAGUGCUGAUGAUCGUGCUGCGCGAUCCAGUCUACGUCAAGUGCAUGAACGCCUUGCAGCAAGUCACCUCCCGCAAGGGCUGCCCAGUGAUCAUCUGCGAAGAAGGCGACGAGGAGACAAAGGCCUUUUCGUCGCGCUCCCUCGAGAUUCCCCGCACUGUCGACUGUCUGCAAGGCAUCCUCACCGUCAUACCCAUGCAGCUGCUCUCCUACCACAUUGCCGUGCUCCGCGGCUGCGAUGUCGACUGCCCCCGCAACCUGGCCAAGUCCGUGACAGUGGAGUAAACAAACUUGCUCUCUUUUCAAGCGCCAGCCCACUCUCAAUACAUACCCAUGGCACCUCGCGUGCCCCAAUUCCAUAAAUAUCUCGAUAUGCAUACUCCCAUACUCUAUAUCGCUUGCGAUGAACACACACAUUGAUUUUACAAAAACACUUGUUCACCUAUCAUAAUGGAAUCUAACGAACUACUUUAUUAAAUUGAAUUUGUUUUGUUAAA